GCAUGUCUGUGUUACGUCCCCCAUAAUAUUGUUAGUUUUUUUGGAAUGGUGUUUUGUUGUUGUUUUUCUUCCCUUCUCUUUUGCCCUCACUUUUGUUUUAACAGGUCAGUGUGUGUCUGCCAAUCACAGCGAUGCAUGGUGAUGACAAUGUGCAGCUCCACCAAUGGGGGCGCCCUACGUGGGAUUUAAAAGGCACACCUGUGCAGGAAGCGGGAGUUCUCUGGCACGCGGCGUCUUUUGUUUGUCUGGUGGUUGACUCGUGUGGUUUUUGUUUUGUCCUGUACCAUCCUUGUGUGAAUUUGUUGAUUAAGUCUGUGUUCUGUGCUGUAUCAGUGUUCCAUGCCUCAUUCUGGUCCUGUCUCUCUGAUAUUUCCUACCGACUGUUAUCUGGCUGCUUAAAUAUCAAAUCACACCAUAAACGGGGAAAGAGAUAGAACAGGUAAGACAUCACGUGAUGUACAUACGUAACACUGAGCUACAGCUACUUGUUUAGAACACUAGGUUAGUGACACGUGCCACCCCUUGUAUUUUUGUUUCUAGUAAGUGUAGUGUAGUUAGGGCGUCUUGCCCGCUGAAGAUGUUUCUUUUUGUUUAACGUAUGGUUUAUCGUGACUGAGUUAGAUUAGAAGUUUUGUUUCCGGUUUAUUAAGAUUGUUUUGUUUCUUUCCCUGAGUUGGCACGGUCUUGUUCUUUUCUCUUGUCCCUGUUUUGAUGUGAAUUAUUUUUGGGUUUUGUUUUGUAAAAAUUAUAAUGUAUAUAGUUUGUAUAUAAUGUUUGGACUGUUUGGUGAUGGUAUGGUUCACUAGAAUAAAAGACACUAUUGUGGACUUGGUGGUUUCCAGUUAGUACUUAUUUCCAGUACACGUUCAGGGUUUUAAUGUUGCACCCUUGACCCCUAGGCACAUACAAAAAGGGUUUGUAACAUUAGUGGGGGCUCGUCCGGGAUAAGUAACAAAUAACAGCUGGUCCCGAACAAUUAAGCACUGUUCAUGUACUGGAAAUCAUGUGAUGGUACAGGUUGGGGAGUGUUAGAAAGGUUGUGGGUUGCUGUUUGUUGGAUAGGAGUAACAAUCAUGACUUCGUUUGAUUUAAAAACCUUUGUUGAUAACCCCACGGUGGGGCUAUUUGACAAAUGUAGAAAGGAUGAUUUACUAGCCAUUGCGAGUCAUUUCCAAAUUCCGGUAGGGAGACAAUCGCAUAAGAAAGAGAUUAAGGAUGUUGUGUGGAAUCGUUUGCUUGAAUUAAAAAUUCUGGUUGCUUCGGACUCAGACUCGGUGUUAGUCGGUGCGGAAGGCAUUUCUAGUCCUGAUAUAACUGAUGGAGAGAAUGUGCGAGGUGAGCCGUUCUCCGGAACUGGCGCAGAGGAUGUGGUUAGGACCGUCCUUCCGCCGUUUGAUCCAUUUUCACCUGUUUCCUCUGGUUCCAAGGGGGAUAUGAGGUUAAAAGUUCGGAUAGCUCGUUUGCAAAUGGAAGCUCAAGAAAAAGCGGAUAAACGACAGGCUGAAUUAGAAUUGCGCCUUAAGAUACGCACACUUGAGAUUGAGGCUGAGAAACAAGUUAGGAUGCGACAGUUGGAAUUGGAUGCCAUGAAAAUUGUUGGUGGUGCAGCUGUCGCGCAGCCGGUUCCUCCUCCUCAAGUGAUGCCAGCUCCUUCUGCACAUGUGCCCUCGCGAGUUGCUAUGGCCUCUCCCCUGGCAGGUGCACACUCAGUAGCGGGUACGUUUGAUGUUGGUAAAAAUAUCAUGUUAGUACCUCAUUUUAGGGAAACCGAGGUUGACUCCUAUUUUAAUGCCUUUGAACGUAUCGCAACUUCACUUUGUUGGCCAAAAGAAGCAUGGACAAUUUUACUUCAGUGCAAAUUAGUGGGUAAGGCACAAGAGGUUUUCUCGACUUUACCUUUGGAGGAGAGUUUACAAUAUGACACCGUAAAAUUAGCCAUUCUCUGUGCGUAUGAAUUGGUUCCCGAAGCCUAUAGGCAGAGGUUCCGUAACCAUAAAAAGAGUUCUAAUUCUACUUUUGUAGAGUUCGCCCGUGAGAAAAGUGCUUUGCUGGAUAAAUGGUGUAGUGCCAGUAAAGUGGAAGACUUUGCUUCAUUGAGAGAACUAAUUUUGCUGGAAGAUUUUAAAAGUUGUCUACCGAAACGUGUUGUGGUUUAUUUGAACGAGCAAAAGGUAUCAUCGCUGUCACAUGCUGCCGUUUUAGCAGACGAAUUUGUCCUUACACAUAAGACAGUGUUUUCUUCACGCACAGAUAAGAGCGCAGUUCGGCCUUUUCUUCCUAUACCCGAUCAGUCUUCUCGGGCAAAGGUCGCACCUUCAUCUAAAGAUGUUCGUGAGUGUUUUUAUUGUCAUAAACAGGGCCAUUUAAUCGCUGACUGUAAUGCUUUAAAACGUAAACAACAAACACAGCAGCCUAAAAGCGUUGGCUUACUGAAUGCUAUGUGUCAGGUAGGACGUUUUAGCUCCGAAGGGACACAGGAUGCUCCUGAUGUUGGUUAUAAACCUUUCGUGAUGAAGGGGUUAAUCUCCUUAUCGGACGAUGCGACUGAUCAAAAAGAAAUACAGAUAUUAAGGGACACCGGAGCAAAUCAAUCUUUUGUUUUAGCUGAUGUUUUAUCAUUGUCACCCGACUCAUAUUGUGGCUCAAGUGUCUUUGUCCGGGGCAUUGAGAUGGGAGUGGUUAAAGUCCCACUACAUCGCGUGUACUUGAAGUGUGCGCUUGUUACAGGUUACGUGAAGGUUGGUAUACGUCCUUCACUGCCGGUAAAAGGGAUAACUUUUAUCUUGGGGAAUGACUUAGCUGGUGGCGAAGUCAUGCCCAUGUUGGAAGUUACGGACACUCCGAAAAUGGGUCUAGUUACUGAUGAGUUAUCUAAAGCUUUUCCAGAUGUGUUUUACGCGUGCGUAGUCACACGCGCACAAUCGCGGAAAUUUGUGGAAGAUGUCGAUUUGGCUGAUACAUUCAUGGUGCACAAUGUGGUUGGGGAAGAUAUAACAAAGUCUAACUUAAAACACUCAGAAGGGCCGCUUGGUAGUAGUAACUUGAAGCUGCCUGUAACUCGAGAAAAGAUUAUUACUGCACAGAAUCAAGAUCAGACCUUAAGCAAAUGCUUCUCUAGCGUUGUUAACCCUGACGCUGUUAAAAAGAGAAACAUUGCUUAUUUUUUAGAAGGUGGAAUGUUAAUGCGCAAGUGGAGUUCAGGGGUUGACACAGACCUAGACUGGAAUGCAGUCUAUCAAAUUGUCGCUCCUAGCGAGUAUCGGCAAAAUGUUCUAUCUUUGGCACAUGAGCAUUUAUUGUCUGGACAUCUGGGAGUGACAAAGACAUAUCAUCGCAUUCUCAGACAUUUUUUUUGGCCAGGGAUAAAGAGAGAUGUUGCUAGAUUUUGUCGAACUUGCCAUGUUUGCCAGCUAAUGGGAAAACCGAAUCAGCUGAUUCCACCCGCUCCUCUCUCGACUAUCCCUGUAAUGGGUGAGGCAUUUGAACAGGUGCUUGUCGACUGUGUCGGACCCUUACCUAAAACGAAGUGUGGUAAUCAAUUCUUGUGCACUAUUAUGUGUAGAGUUACUAGAUUUCCUGAGGCGGUGCCUUUGAGAAAAAUAACUGCUCCAGUGAUUGUAAAAACGUUGCUUAAAUUCUUUUCCACGUUUGGUCUCCCUAAGGUUAUACAGACUGACCAGGGAACAAACUUUCUAUCACGACUUUUUGCACAAGUUUUAAAGUCACUGUGUGUAGAACACAGAGUGUCCAGUGCUUACCAUCCUGAAAGCCAAGGAGCUAUUGAAAGGUUUCAUCAGACCUUAAAAUCCAUGUUGAGAAAAUAUUGCUUGGAAACUGGAAAUGAUUGGGAUGAGGGUGUUCCUCUAGUGUUAUUUGCAAUCCGAGAAACUGUGCAAGAAUCCUUGGGAUUCAGUCCAGCUCAGUUAGUAUUUGGACACACUGUGAGAGGACCAUUAAAAGUUCUCAAAGAGAAAAUGCUGGAAGCCGAUACGAAUUCAGAGAUGCAUGUUCUGGAUUACGUCAGUCGUUUUCGUGAACGAUUGCAUUAUGCAUGCAGUUUUGCACAGAAGUGGUUAGCCACUGCUCAGUCAAAAAGGAAGAAACGCUAUGAUAUCAAAUCUGUGUACCGUUCUUUUCAGCCUGGAGAUGAAGUUUUAGUGUUGCUGCAGAUUCACGGUUCUGCCUUAUCAGCACGGUUCUCAGGUCCAUACGUUGUGUUGAGAAAAAUCAGUGAGACUGAUUAUGUUGUCCGAACUCCUGACAGAAAGCGUAAGUCACGCGUCUGUCAUAUCAAUAUGCUCAAGGCUUAUCACACCAGGGAUGAUUCACAGAACAGAUCUGCUGAGGUGACCAUAGGGCCCAUGGAAUCUUCUGUGGCUCUGACUUGUGAAAUCCAAUCAGAUUUGGAGGACGAAGUUGGUGCAGAUGACAUAAUCUUACGUAAUACUUCUCCACAAUGUGCAAAGUUGGAAAAUUCUGAAAUUUUAAAAAACUUGUCGACCCAUUUCUCUCAUUUACCUGAAGAUCAGAGACGAGACAUUGUGGGCGUUAUUACUGAUUUUCCUUCUUUAUUCGGAGAUGUUCCAUCUCAAACUACCGUGUUGCAACACGAUAUUAAUGUUAAUGGCGCAUCCCCUAUUAAGCAACAUUCUUAUCGGGUUAAUGCCAUUAAAAGAUCUAUUAUGAAGCAAGAGACUGAUUAUUUGUUGCAGAAUGGGUUAGCUAAACACAGCAGUAGCCCUUGGAGUUCUCCUUGCCUUUUAGUACACAAGCCAGACGGUUCGUUUCGUUUCUGCACUGACUACCGUCGUGUUAAUGCAGUUACAGUACCUGACUGUUAUCCAUUACCCAGAAUGGAGGACUGCAUUGAUAAUUUAGGUUCCGCCAAAUUUGUCAGCAAACUGGACUUAUUGAAAGGGUAUUGGCAGGUCCCGCUAACAUCUCGUGCUUCUGACAUCUCUGCUUUCGUGACACCAGACUGCUUUAUGCAAUAUCAUGUAAUGUCGUUUGGCUUACGGAAUGCACCUGCCACAUUUCAGAGAUUAAUACAAACAGUAUUGGCUGGAGUUCCAAAUUGCAAUGUUUACUUAGAUGACCUUGUACUGUAUUCAACUGGAUGGACAGAACAUCUGAAACUCAUUCGUACAGUGUUUGAACGUUUGGAGAAAGCUUCAUUAACUCUCAAUCUGUCUAAAUGUGUCUUUGGUAAGGCAAGGGUAACGUACCUGGGAAAAGAAGUUGGAGAAGGCCAGGUAAAGCCUGUAGACGCUAAAGUGACUGCUAUUGCGGAUUUUCCUGUGCCUACUUCUAGGCGGGAGUUAAGACGUUUUCUGGGUAUGGCAGGCUACUACCGUAGUUUUUGUAAAAACUUUUCUACAGUAGUUGCCUCAUUGACCAGUUUGCUUAGCCCAGUUAAUUCUUUUGUCUGGACUGAGGAUUGCCAGAAUGCAUUUGAGGCAGUGAAAGCUAUGUUGUCUAGUGCUCGAAUCUUGGCCGCCCCAAAUUUUGGGCGGUCUUUUAAGCUGGAAGUGGACGCGAGCGCUGUGGGAGCUGGGGCUGUGCUUCUGCAGGAAGAUGAUGCAGGGGUAGAUCACCCAGUUUGUUACUUUUCAAAAAAAUUUAAUAAACAUCAAAAAAAUUAUUCUGUCAUUGAAAAGGAAACAUUGGCAUUGUUGCUCGCUUUGCAGUUUUUCGAAGUGUACCUGGUACUUCAAGUGCACCUAUAGUUGUUUACACUGACCAUAACCCUCUGGUUUUCCUAUCUAGAAUGUAUAAUAAGAAUCAACGUCUUAUGCGUUGGUCAUUGGUGGUUCAGGGAUAUAACAUUGACAUCAAGCAUAAAAAGGGUUCAGAGAACGUGUUAGCUGAUGCUCUGUCUAGAGUAUACUCUGAUAAAUCUGUUUUGAAAUAAACGUGACAUGUUUAUUUUUAAGGAGGGGAGUGUUACGUCCCCCAUAAUAUUGUUAGUUUUUUUGGAAUGGUGUUUUGUUGUUGGCUCAGUACUUGGUCCUCUUCUUUUCUCCCUGUAUACACACUUUCUUGGUGAAGU
Molecule: messenger RNA, 6049 nt
Organism: Tachysurus fulvidraco (yellow catfish)
Lineage: Eukaryota; Metazoa; Chordata; Actinopteri; Siluriformes; Bagridae
Product: transposon Ty3-G Gag-Pol polyprotein
Exons: 2
Coding region: 990-5726 (1578 amino acids)
Biological process (GO): DNA integration
Molecular function (GO): zinc ion binding; nucleic acid binding
Source: RefSeq, a predicted model, not a curated record